Molecule: messenger RNA, 1890 nt
Organism: Pistacia vera
Lineage: Eukaryota; Viridiplantae; Streptophyta; Magnoliopsida; Sapindales; Anacardiaceae
Product: receptor-like protein EIX1
Exons: 1
Coding region: 1-1890 (629 amino acids)
Molecular function (GO): protein binding
Source: RefSeq, a predicted model, not a curated record
AUGAGUAUUGUUGUUCUUUUUCUUGAGUUACUAACCUUAGCAAUCAUCGAUAUUAGCUUCAGCAAUAGAAACACCCACUUGAAUUGCAUUGAAAGUGAGAGAGAAUCACUUUUAAGGUUCAAGCAAGAGCUCAAAGAUCCAUCAAACUGGCUUACCUCUUGGAGUGGUGAUGGAGAUUGCUGCACAUGGGACAGUGUUGUCUGUGACAACUUGACAGGUCAUGUCCUCCAGCUCCACCUUCAAAAUCCUCACAAUGAUUCUGAGUACGAAGCUUUUUGGAGGUCAGAAUUAGGCGGUAAGAUAAAUCCCUCUUUGCUUGAUUUGAAAGAUUUGAUUUACUUGAACUUAAGCAAAAACUAUUUUGAAGGAAUUCAGAUUUCUAUAUUUCUUGGUUCUAUGGGAAAGUUAAGGUAUCUUGAUCUUUCUGGAGCUGGAUUUUCAGGAAUGAUUCCUCAUCAAUUGGGAAAUCUCUCUUACCUGAAAUAUCUUGACCUCGGUGGUGGGAAUGUUUUGUAUGCUGAGAACACUUUUUGGUUAUUUGGUCUUUCUUUGCUAGAGCACCUUGAUUUAAGUUAUGUGGAUCUUAGCAAAUCCUCUGAGUGGUUGCAAGCGAUAAAUAAUCUCUCUGUUUUGAAAGUGAUGAAAUUGUCAAUUUGUCAGCUUUCUAACUUUCCUCCACUACCCAUUGCAAACUUUUCGUCUUUUACUAUCCUUGAUCUUUCUUUUAACCAAUUAGGUGAUACAAUUCCUAGUUGGAUGCUUGGUCUUAAUGAUUUAGUCUAUCUUUCACUAAAUGUAAAUUCUUUUCGAGUUCCUUUUCCUGAUGGACUUCAAAACUUGACUUCUUUGAGGCACUUUGAUUUAUCUGAUAAUGAUUUCAACUCCGCAUUUCCCAAUUGGUUUUACAAAUUAAGCCUCCUUGAGUACCUAGAUUUGUCAAGAAAUAAACUUGAAGGGAGACUUCCAAGAUCAUUUGGAACACUUUGCAACUUGAAAUCAAUCUUUUUAUCCGAUGUGAAAUUAAAUCAAAGUACAUCUGAAGUUCUAGAUAUCUUCUCAGGAUGUAUAUCAGAGGGGCUACAGGUUUUAGAUUUGCAUCAAUCUCAACUUUUUGGUCAUUUCACUAAUAAAUUGGGGAAACUUAAGAAUCUAGUCCAUCUUGACCUACAGAACAAUUCUAUUUUUGGUUCUAUUCUGUUGUCUCUAGGCAAACUUUUGUCCUUAGAACAAUUAGAUCUUUCCUAUAACAAAUUGGACGGAACUCUUUCUAAAAUUCAUUUUGCAAAUCUCACGAGACUGCUCAGUUUUGAUGCAUCUGAAAACUCAGUAGUAGUAAAAGUUAGUCCUGAUUGGCAUCCUCCUUUUCAACUUGAAACUUUAGAGUUGCGUUCUUGUCUUUUAGGGCUUAAAUUUCCAUUAUGGCUUCAGUCACAAAAUAAGUUAACAGUGUUGGAUAUAUCAAACUCAGGAAUUCUAGAUACCAUACCUAAUGGGUUUUGGAAGUCCCAAUGGUCUUUUCUAAACCUCUCUCACAAUCAAAUCUUUGGAGGACUUCCAAAUUUAACUAAUGUUGGCGGUGUUGAAUCACUUUUCUUGAAUUCGAAUAAUCUGUUAGGUCCAUUGCCCCUUAUAUCCUCUAAGUUGAUUGGUCUAGAUCUUUCCAAUAACAGUUAUUUAGGAUCCAUUUCCCAAUUUUUAUGUUACAGAAUAAAUGAGUCAAAGGAAAUUAAAGUUCUCAGCUUCAAAGAUAAUGCGUUAUUCGGAGCAUUUCCCGAUUGUUGGAUGAAUUGGCAUGACUUAUUGUACCUAAAUUUAGGUAACAAUAGUUUUACUGGUGACCUUCCAACCUCCAUGGGAAAUUUAAGUUCCCUUCAAGCACUUCACCUCUAA